Lactuca saligna is the source of this 1874-nucleotide messenger RNA. NCBI's taxonomy places the organism in Eukaryota, Viridiplantae, Streptophyta, Magnoliopsida, Asterales, Asteraceae. The record is from the annotation of a GenBank genome assembly.
AUGGGUCCAACAUGGUUAGGAAACCAGUUUCUGAAAGAACUGAUUAGGAAGCCCAAUUUGAAGUGUAAGGAAAUGCAGGUAAUUAUCCAAAGUAGAUUCCACUGCAAUGUGUCCUGGUCAAAGUGCUAUAGAGCAAAGUGUAGGGCCAUGUCUUUGAUAGAAGGGAGAUUGAGUGACCACUACGCUAAAGUAUGGGAUUAUGGUGGUGAGCUAUUGAGAUCAAAUCCAGUUGAAAUAGAGAACAAGGUAAACUGGAAAUGGUUCUUGGAAUUGUUAAGAGAUGAUUUAGAAUUGGAUGGUGGAAGGGGUAUCGCAGUAAUUUCUGAUCAACACAAGGGUCUUCUUGAGGCUACAAAGGAAGUUCUACCACUUGCACAACACAGACAAUGUGCCAGACAUAUAUAUGCCAACUUCAUAAAGGUGUAUACUGAUUAUGAUAUUAGUCCAUCUGCUUAUGAACAUCUAAUGGCAAGGGAUCCCAGUUCAUGGUGCAGGGCCUUCUAUGGUGGAGGAUUGGCAUGUGAGGCAGUAGAAAAUGGAAUGGCUGAAUGUUUUAAUGCAGUUAUCGUGGAUGCUAGAAAAAAGCCCCUACUGACUAUGCUUGAGGAAAUACGACUACACAUGAUGGAAAGAUUCUAUAAUCUAAAGGAAGUAGGACAGAACUGGGAUACUGAAAUAUGUCCAACAACAAUUAAGAAGAUGGAAGCAUUUGGUGAAAGUUUAAAGUCCUGGUAUGUUUAUCCUAGUGGUGUAACUGCUUUUGAAGUGAGGAAUGGUUUUUACUCUUAUUGUGUUAAUUUACAAGAGUAUUCUUGUACUUGUAAUUUGUGGGAUGUAUCAGGGAUACCUUGUGUACAUGCCCAAGCUGCCAUUAUGUAUACACAACAAGAUCCUGUGAGCUACAUUAGUAGUUGGUUUAGUAAAGAGAAAUAUAUGUUAACAUAUGGUUCCAACAUACUACCAGUCAAUGGUAGCAAUAUGUGGGUGGAAUCUCCUUAUCCAAAGCCCCUUCCACCUAUUGAAAGAAGGAUGCCAGGAAGGCCAGCCAUCAAGAGAAAGAGGCAUGUUUCUGAACAUGAGGACAAGUUUUCACAAGUAUCAUCUAAGGGCAGAACUGUCCAAUGUACAAACUUCCAGCAAAAGGGUCAUAAUAAGGUCUCUUGCAAAAAUCCCAAGGUGAUCCCUGAACCAAAACCAAAGAAGAAAAUGGGAAGGCCUAAGUUAGAUCCUAAUCUUACCCAUUGGAGAAGAGGUGGAAGGGGAGGAAGAGGUGGAAGAGGAGGUGGUAAAGGCAAUAGAGGUGGAAGAGGAGGUGGUAGAGGUGAACCUAAUGCUAAGGUUGAACCUGAGUUUGAGGUUAAACCUGAGGUUGAGGUUAAACCUGAGUUUGAGGUUAAACAUGAUGUUGUUGAUGAGGGGGAUGGAAUUGAUAUAUCAGAUAUGGAUAUAAUAGUAAGUUCCAUUCUAAAUUUGAGGUCAUCAAACUACAGUGAUGCUGAAAUAAUGUCUGUUCUUGGAAUUAAUGAAUCUCAAUUGAAGGAGUUUGGGUGUUUAAAUGUGGAAACCAAUGUUCAAGAAGAGACUCAAACAGUACAAGUGAAUGAAGAAGAGAUCAAUGAAGAAGAGGUCAAUGAUGAGGAUACCCAAGAAAUCGUGAGGAGCAACACCCAAGAAAGCAGGAUGAGGAAGACCCAACAAAUCAGAAGGAGGAAGCCAUCAGAGAGGAUAACUGAGUUAAAGUUGAAGAAGCAGGUGGUGAGCAAAUUUGGGAUAACUGAAAGCACACCACUUAAUGUUGAAUAGGGCAAAUGAUUGUGAUAUGGUAGCCCUUUUUUUGUAAUUAAUUCAUUGUGUUGGCUUUAUAUAACUCUUUG